AUGUCGCUUUCAGUGCAGUCCUUAAAUGGAGACACUUCCUUCCUUCUUACCUUCGACCCACCUGCAGCCCCACCGUCGUCCCCGGGCUUGUUUCCCGGUUCUUUUACGAUUCUAGUUGACCCCUGGCUGACUGGGCCAUCGAUUAUCCUCAACUCUGUCUUCUCACACUCGGAGCAAAGGGCAAAGCCGUCCAUCUCGAAUCUCCGAGACCUGGAUCGCGAGCCUGACCUCGUGUUGAUAUCCCAAGACAAGCCCGACCAUUGCCAUGAAGCGACACUGCGUCAACUGCCACCAGACGGCGAGUCGACCAUUCUAGCCAUUCCCGCUGCAGCCAAGAAGAUUCGAUCGUGGAAGCACUUUCGUCCCGAGGCCGUACAUGCCCUUCCACGAUUUGCACAGGGAGAUGACCGAUCUGUCCAUCGCAUUGUGCUACCCCCACCUUCGGCUCGAGGAACGUGUGGUGAAGUGACGGUGACCUGGAUACCUGCGAAACGCGACAUCUCCAAGGUCCACCAUGCUAUUGGUAUAACAUAUCGGCCUCCAUGCACGGUGCUCUCUUCGCUCAGCCCAAUGCACUACAUUGAUCUUCCCAUGAGCCCGCCUCCGUCGCCAGGAUCCCCGAUGACGAUUGCAUCGUCGCCUCGCACCAUUGUGCCCUCGCCGUACAACAAUCGUGAAAAGACGCUGUCGGUCAUCUACUCGCCCCAUGGAGUUUCAUACGACAUGAUACGGCCAUAUGCCAGCUCGUAUCUUGUUUCUGAAUCAGCCUUGCCUCUAACUGCGCUUCUUCAUUCUUUUGACUGCGUCGAAAACCCAUGGUGGCUUGGCGGCAACAUAUCAGCCGGGUCUCCGGGCGGGACUGAGAUCGCCAAAAGCUUGUACGCAAAAGCUUGGAUCUCUGCCCACGAUGCAGACAAAGACAAUCGUGGCUGGGCAGUCAAGCUGACGCAGAUUGCACAGCAUGCCGCGGGAGAAGUGAGGAAGAUGCUCGACGAGGGCGUGGUGAGAAAAAAGUUGCCAAAUACAGAAGUCAUCACAUUAAGUUCUGGGCAAUGCUAUCGGAUUACUGCCGGCUGA
This is a messenger RNA of Bipolaris zeicola 26-R-13, 1077 nucleotides long. RefSeq lists its product as uncharacterized. The coding region runs from base 1 to 1077 and encodes 358 amino acids. NCBI's taxonomy places the organism in Eukaryota, Fungi, Ascomycota, Dothideomycetes, Pleosporales, Pleosporaceae. The record is from RefSeq and is a predicted model, not a curated record. The transcript has 2 exons.